AAAUUCCGACACGUGCGUAACUGUUGCUAUUUCUAGGUCGUACCACCUUACUGGAAAAUAUUCACUUCCAUACCGUUUUGGGCAUUGUGCAUUCUGCAUUUUGGUAAUUUAUGGGGAUUGUACCUUCAAAUCACUGGAGUACCAAAAUUCAUGGUAGAGGUCAUCGGAUUUAAUAUCAAGGCUUCUGGUGGUUUAGCCGCUUUACCCCAUCUUCUCAGAAUGUUUUUCGGAAUAGGAUUUGGAUACAUAGGCGACAAAAUCAAGUCGAAAAAACUAAUAGGCACUACUUUAACCAGAAAGCUUUUUGUAAUUUUCUCUCAUAUUGUCCCAGGAAUACUGCUGAUGUGCAUGACAUUAGUCAAAUGUGACUACAUAGGAGCUGUUCUUAUAUUAAUCUUCAGCAUGUCCAUCAAUGGAGCAGCUGUAAUAACCAAUUUACAGAAUGCUCAAGACUUGGCACCUAACUUUGCCGGAACUAUUUUUGGAAUUAUCAGUUUGAUAGGUGGUACUACUGGUUUUAUAACACCAGCAGUUACAGGAGCAUUAAUGGCAGAAAAUAACGGUAUACACGAAUGGUCCCAAAACUUUAUUAUCGGAGGCAGCGUCUACGUUGGAUGUGGAUUGUUCUUCAUAUUAUUCGGAACAUCCGAAAUGCAAUCAUGGAACAGUAAAACUCCUGUCAAAGAUACUGAGGAAGGAGUCUCAUUCAAGGAAGUUGACGAGCAGGACGAUGAGAAGCAAAAACCAAACGAAACAACCAAAUUAAAUUCGUAGACUGUUAAGUUGUGCAUUUUUGUGUGAAUGUAUUUAGUGUGAAAUAGUUUAAAGUAUAAAUUAUUUUUAAUAAUAAUAUAAAGACUUAUUAUUUUUA
Messenger RNA from Sitophilus oryzae (rice weevil), 871 nucleotides. Its product is annotated as putative inorganic phosphate cotransporter. Gene Ontology annotation, cellular component: plasma membrane. NCBI's taxonomy places the organism in Eukaryota, Metazoa, Arthropoda, Insecta, Coleoptera, Curculionidae. The transcript has 4 exons. Gene Ontology annotation, molecular function: transmembrane transporter activity. Bases 151 to 774 code for a protein of 207 amino acids. Gene Ontology annotation, biological process: monoatomic anion transport. The record is from RefSeq and is a predicted model, not a curated record.